AGCGCUGUUAGAGCAGGUGGGUUCUGCACAGUUCUCCUCAGCUUCGGACCCAAAGUUGAGCUGCAGGCUUGUGAGCAGGGGAGCCCCGAGGAAAAGCUGGUAGCACCUUAAGGGAAGAGUGGAAGACAUGGGUUGUUCCCUUCACACACCCACCACUAGUGAUAGGUGAAGCAGCUUCCCUCCUGUGUACCUUCCAUCUCACCCAGAGACAGGAUGACCUUCUAAGGCACGUUGCAGGGGUGUUUAUAGGUGGGAACGCUCCCUCCCCCACUCAUUUCCCACAAGUCUAAGGGUCAAAGAAGGGAGGAAAAGGCAGCUUUGGUCCUUCUGCUGUGUUCUGCCCUCUUAAAAGAUGAAAGCUGAGUCAAAGAGAACUGAGAGUGAGGGAAAUCUUCUCUCCAUAGAAGAAGUUUUUAGAAUCUUUGGCAAGCCACUGCUUCCACUUCCAGAUCCCUGGAGUGUUCCCAUGUCAUUACCCGAAAGUCCACCGGCAGCGAUGUCCAGAAAUGGGUAUUUUUUUGAAGAGACUGGUUAUCUUAAAUGUGACACCGAUGACGGCUGUGAGAACAAAGAAGAAGUAGGAGGAGAAGAGCUCUUUGACACUGUAAAUUCCUCAAUUGUUUCCGGGGACAGCAUCAGAUUCUUUGUGAAUGUCAAUUUAGAAGUACAACAGAAUGUAACUGUAGAAAGUGAAAGUGCUGGCUGUGUUUUAUUACAUACAUCUAGAAAGUACCUGAAGUUAAAGAAUUUUGAGGAAGAAGUCAGAGCCCACCGUGACCUGGAUGGGUUCCUGGCCAGAGCUAUCAUCAUACUGGAUGAGACAGCAACCUCCUUGGAUGAUGUCCUUCGAGAGAUGCUGAAACACUUCGCUGAAGAUUCUGACAACACAGAGCCAAGCUGCAACUUUGACAAAAUAAUGAGCACUUUAUUCACCGAUUCGGGAGCCCCCAGAGAAGGGAAUGUUCACCUCCUAUCCGAUACAAUUCAGGGGGUCACAGCAACCGUCACAGGGGUUCAAUAUCAACAGUCCUGGCUCUGUAUCAUUUGCACUAUAAAGUCUCUUCAGCGACGUCAUGUUUGCAUCAGCCGCCUGGAGAGGCCUCAGAACUGGGGGGAGAACUCCUGUGAAGUGAGAUUUGUCAUCUUGGUUCUUGCGCCUCCUAAAAUGAAAAGUACAAAAACUGCCACCGAAGUGGGCCGGACCUUUGCCACGAUGUUUUCAGAUAUAACUUUUCGGCAGAAGCUUCUAGAAACAAAAACCGAAGAAGAGUUUAAAGAAGCCUUGGUACAUCAGCGCCACCUGCUGACGGUGGUGAAUCAGAGACCCUCAGCCGUGAACGAGGGACACAAAACACACAGCCACAAGCCGCUCAAGUUGCAUGAGUUUUUCAAUGUUGGCAAGGGAAUAUUUGAUGACAUAGCACGAAGAUUUCCAGUGUACGCUUUGGACUUCACUGAUGGGAUUAUUGGGAAUAACAAGGCCAUAGGAAAAUACAUCACAACGAUGAUCUUUUUAUAUUUUGCCUGCCUCCUGCCAUCCAUUGCAUUUGGUUCCCUAAAUGAUGAAAACACAAGAGGAGUUAUUGAUGUGCAGAAGACAAUUGUUGGCCAGUGUAUCGGUGGACUUCUUUAUGCUCUGUUUUCAGGGCAGCCGCUAGUUGUACUCUUAACCACAGCUCCUUUAGCCUUGUACAUCAAUGUGAUCCGAGGGAUCUGUGAUGACUACAGCUUGGAUUUUAGUGCUUUCUACGCCUGGAUUGGACUGUGGAACAGUUUUUUUCUUGUGCUGUAUUCUCUCUUUAACUUCAGUCUUGUAAUGAAGCUCUUUAAAAGAUCAACAGAAGAAAUCAUUGCACUUUUUAUAUCAAUCACAUUUGUGCUUGAUGCACUCAAAGGGAUUAUUAAAGUUUUUAAGAAAUAUUACUACCAUGAGCACCAAGGAGACAGUUACUUGGAAAGUACACGUGCCGAUGUAAUUCCAAGCCUCAGCAUCAAUACCACCUUCUUGAUGAAUUCAUCAGUGAGCAGGUCUAUGUCGCUGGAGAAUCAGACGGGCAUGAAUGAGGUCGUGCAUUAUGGACGUGAAACUGCUGUCCUUAGUCUCAUGUUGAUGCUGGGAACCCUUUGGCUUGGUCAUACACUUUAUCAGUUUAAGAAAAGCCCCUAUCUGCAUGCAAGGGUCCGCGAAAUCCUGUCCGACUGUGCCUUACCCAUAUCCGUUCUAACCUUCUCCAUCGUAGGCUCUUACUUCUUCAAGGAAAUAGAAAUGUCCAAAUUUAACUACAACCCAUCUGAGAGCUUAUUCGUGCUGGCCCCAAUCCAGUCUCUCUCAAUUGGCUCUGUAAUGAGUGCUAUGGGCCUGGGGUUCCUUCUGUCGAUGCUUUUCUUCAUAGAGCAGAAUAUAGUGGCAUCACUCACAAAUGCUCCAGAGAACAGAGUUUAUUUCAGGUUAGUGAAAGGAACAGCUUAUCACUGGGACCUCCUCCUUGUAGCUCUGAUUAACACGGGACUGUCUGUCUUCGGAUUGCCAUGGAUACAUGCUGCGUUCCCUCAUUCCCCAAUGCAUGUCCGAGCACUGGCCUACGUGGAAGAGAGGGUUGAAAACGGGCACAUCUAUGAGACGAUAGUGAGCGUGAAGGAGACACGACUGACUACACUGGUGGCCAACUUCUUGGUGGGUCUCUCACUCUUCCUCCUGCCCUUCCCACUGCAGUGGAUCCCGAAGCCAGUCCUCUAUGGCCUCUUCUUAUACAUCGCCCUGACCUCCAUUGAUGGGAAUCAACUCUUCGAGAGGGUGGCCCUCUUGCUGAAAGAACAGACGGCUUACCCUCCGACGCAUUACAUCCGCAGGGUCCCUCAGAGGAAGAUCCACUAUUUCACAGGCCUACAGGUUCUUCAGCUCCUCAUCCUCUGUGGGUUUGGGAUGUCACCAUUACCGUACAUGAAGAUGAUUUUUCCUCUCAUUAUGAUAGGAAUGAUCCCAAUCAGGUAUAACCUGCUUCCUAGGAUCAUUGAAGCAAAAUACUUAGAUGCUAUGGAUGCGGAGCACUAAAAAUGAAUCUCUGCUCUCAGAACAGCGAACAGCUUUUCAAAUCAAAAGGAAAUGGCAGCCUUGCUGAGAUGUAGAAUUAUUUAUCUGAAGUUCUCUUUUGUUUAGAACCUCCAGGACUUUCUUUCUGCUCUAGUCUGGCACUUGGAGAUAUACGGUUGAAAACCAACUGGCCAUUCAAGUUUCAGAUCAAAACAGCCUUGGAUUGAGAGGCCAGUACUCUUCUGAGUUUUGAGGCAAGCCAGCUUUAUGGAAAUGUCACCUUCUACAUCCUAAAACUUGAAGUCCCACAGAUCAAAGUGUUUCUCUUGUUGGAUUGUGCUAUGCUAGGGUUGCCUCGCGUUCCCUUUUUUAAGGGGGAUCCCUUUUUUAUACACUGUGUCCCUUUUCCCAGAACACUAUUGAGAUGUAAGGACAGUAAUCAACCCUUGCUUUACAGAUUUACUGAAUAAUUUGGAGCUUUAAUGCAAUUACCCAUCUCUCCAGUUCAUCUUCCAAAAGGAUAGCCCUAUGUCAGAGGAGCUCGUCAAGUUAUUGAUUAGUAGUGGAUGGGCUGGGAAGCAAAAGAAUAUGGUUGUGCUGAGAUUGUGUAUUUAAUUUUUUCAUGUGUACCAGAAAUGUUCAGAGGUUGGAUUCACUUUGUGAUGCUGAUGUAAUUACAGCCGCUUGGGAAUGAGUUGAACCUAUUUUACACUGUUACUUCUCAGUAAUCGAAUAUAGAAUUGUAGGUGUGUACAGCAGCAACAUUUUGGUUGUGUCCAAAUUCACCUGGAUGCUGAAAUGUGGCAAAAUUCAGUCAUGUGCAUUAAUGUUCGCAUAUACAUAUGUACAGAACGGCCUAUGUGUACAUAUAUACAUACAUAAUUUAGAUUGGUGUAUAUAUUUUGCAUAUAUAUUAUACAUAUAUUGGAUAUCUAGGCAUAUUCUUUCAAGAUAUUGAAAGUGUUCUUGUGCAAUCAGUGUUACCUGUACUAUGUUGACAUACAUUUGCCCUUUGCUUCGGUGCUUCUUUUUUCUCCUUCAAAGCCAUUCUUUGUCAAACUGCAUUAACCCAAUUACUGAUAUUUUUUAAACAUACUGCUACGUUCAAACUUUCCUUCAUUUUUCUCUAGUCCUUUGGCUUUUGUGACCUGCAUCAUCCUGUCUGAAUGCUUUCUGACAUCUGAAUUUUCCAUUUAAUUUUAAUGUACAGUAUGUAGUGAAAGUUGGUUGUUUUCUAAUCAAUAUUUCUGUUUGUCACUUCACUGUUUCAGUUUUGUAGCUACCUCCCAUUUCCCCCCACCCCCAAACAUUACAUUAUAUUUCUGUAUGAAUUCUAACUCUCCUGCUAUCUAUUUUAUCUUUUGGUUUAUUUAAUUUAGCUGGUAUUAUGGUCAGUUUUUCUAUACUUGAAGUACUGUGAAACAAGCUAUCCUGUAGCGAAUUCCAUAUUCAUCUCUAGUGCAGCCAGGGGCAAACUUUACAAGAAAAGAAAGUGGAGCAAUGAAGAUAAUUUUAAAAAGCAAAAAAUAGGAUCACAUUACAAUAAAUGCAAACAGACAGUAGAUUAGUGCAGACAAGUGUUUUUGUUUCAAGCAAAUUGUUUGCAUAAUAAUUGGCGGUGAGGUUUAUCAGAGAGAAUACAUCGGCGAUUUGGCUUUCUUUACGAAGUAAAAAAACGCAUCUCUCCAUCACUGAGAGGAACUGGGGAAGAAAGCUCAUAAGCUAAAACCAAACUUAUAAACCCAAACUCAAUAACUAGUUUGCUUUUAAUAACACUCAAAGGGAUUCCAUCAUAAUGCAAUUGCCUACAGCUUUGAAGGAAACUACUGAGAGCAGAGUGUUCAGUUUCUCUUUGAAGUUUCAUAAGUUUCCCAUUGACAAUCCAAUGAAGGAGCACCAGGUUGUUCCUAAGGGUUUAUAUGUUACUGUCGGGGAUAAACAUUUAGCACAGUGAUUGCAGGGAAAUUGAUUCUCUACUUCAUUAGCCAUCUAAGCAGCAUUGUAUUACCUUGAAAAUGUAACCUUAUGUUCUACUCAACUCCUGCGGAUGUGCUGUGAGGGGCAUGGCCUAAUUUGGCCCUCUUAAUAAAUGAAACGUGGGCAUUGCCAUUAAUUUGUUUUUACUAGGAAUGUCUUAGCACACCAAAAAGAAAUCGCUGUAGUAACAUACAUGGCUAACUAACUAACAAACAGAUCUGACACUUUUUGCAUGAUCCGGAACAAGAAGAUAAGAAUUAAAGGCAACUAAAUUAUGCACAUUGACUAAUAUUCUUAAUCCUGGAAUCAGGUCUAUAGUAGGCUUGCUAGCAGUCAUUGCAGAAGUUUCAAAUUAAAGUUUAUUCAUUUUUUUAACGUCACCUAAAGAUGAGGUGAAUGUUCAGCAAACAAGACUGUUGUAUGGUCCAGGGGGCAGUCUGUGCCAGUCCACACAAAAAAGACCAGGUGACUCAAAAAGAGAACAGUGUUGAUAUCCAUGGUCGGAUAUGAAUUGCAAUAAGACAGUUCUCCAACAAAUUCUUUCCUUCCCAGUGUAAAACACAUUGAAGUGAAACCCCCUGAAAAGAAGGUUGGGUGUCUCAAAUACUUUGGAGUGACCUGCGUGUUGAAAACAUGGGUGUUCAAACUACACAUUUGUUGUGUUGUGUAAUUGAUGCUUGGGCUCCCACUGUUUGUGUUUCUAACAGCAGCCUUCACAAUGUGAAAAAUCAGACUCCAUGCAUGAGAGGGUAUAAAGCACACGAUGGAUCCCCUGACUGGGAGCGGGGCGUGAAUGCUGCAUGCAAAGCAGCUGUUUCAAGUAAAAGUCCAUAGGUGAAAUUCAUCUCUGUGCAGUCUCAUGGAGCAUAAGUUGUCCAUAGGUUUUGGGUUGACCCCUGCACAGGAGGUGAAUUUUGCUGUACACAUACAAUAAAUCUAGUUACAGAAAAGCCUAUGAGCGUACCUGCAAACUGCAUGAAAAUAAUGUAGGACGAAAAAGGAAAAGAAAACCCUAAACUAUGUGCAAUAGAACAGCUACCAUAGGGUUCAUUGUUCACCUUGUAAACUUACAUGAGUUACCACGACCUGUCAUUUUUUGCAUUGGCAGACUGGGUGUGUUGCACUUAACAAAAGCCCUGGCAGGAGUAACCUAUUUUAAAUGAGCUCUUUCUCAGUUUCUUGAAAGAACCAAAAAUGCCCUUUACUUUUCUCUAAGUCUCUCUGAAAAUAGCAGUCCAGAUGCAGUGACAAACGUCGCUGAGUUAAGCAAUGUAAAAUAUAGAAGUAGUUACACUUCAAUAUGGUUUGGAGGCAAAUUAACCCUCACAGCUAAAAUAAGCACCCUAACUACUUCUAUAUUAAGUUGUUGUUUUGGAACAGUUUGUGAUGCAAUUUCAAUCUCGCGUGUAUUUUCUUUUUACCAUAAACAUGACUUUGAUUUUUUUUUUCCCCAGGGUUUUCACUAUAUAAAUCAUGGGCCAGAGAAUCAACUGAUGUAAAUUAUCAUCAGUCAAUGCAGUCAAUAGCACUAUUCCUAUUUUCCCUAUCUGAGGAUCUGGCCCUACAUUCUAAUCUAUGGGUAUCAGAUGAAAAGCUUGACUAUGUCAGAAUGUCUUGAAUUCUAUCAGGCUCACAAGGUACUGGUAAUGAUGAUCCUAUUUCAGGCCCAAAAAAGUCAGGAUUUUCAUACAAGUACCUUUCCCUUCCUGUUACAAAUGAAAGUUCUUUUGCUUCUCUUUUUACUGAUGUAAGCAGGCAUUUCCAGGAAGUAGGCUAACUAAGAAAAGAGAGUUUGCUAAACAGAACUAUUUCUGCACUUUAAUACCUGUGUGAAGGUUAAGACAGUUAGAAUGUAAUAACCAAAAGUUUUCUUUUAUUAUAAGCUCUUUAGAUAGAUAUGCACAAUGUUAUGUAUAAAUAUUGCCAAAGAACUGGAUCUGAAAAGAUGACGAUUGCUGUUAAUUAAGAGGGCCUUGUGCUGUAUUCUACUGGAGUCAGACGGUAGUAAAUACCUGUGAAAUGACUGGAAUUUUGUAACCUAAAUUAGUUGCCAACAUCUGCCAAAAUUAUGAGGGUACUGGGAAAUAUAAUACACUUUUUUUAAAAGGCUGUAGUUUGUAGGCACUUAAUGGUAUCGCUAGAAGUCAUCCUGAUCAGGUGGAAAUGUAAUAUUAAUUGAUAAAUAGGUCUGCUGGUUUGAAAGUUCUUUUUAAAGCUGAUGAAAUGCUGUUGCUACAUUACACAUUGAAAUGGAUAUGUUGAGGUUUGUUGUGUGUAUUAAAGAAUGCUGGUGCUCUAUGGGCUGCUGAAUGUGCCUUCCAGAUUGCUCAGAAACUAACACACAAAAAUCUCCACCAAGCAGCGGCGAAGUUUGAAAAGCCUUAUUGGAUGGUAAAAGCUAGCUGGUUACAUACCACCGAGUCACUGUUAGGGUAGUGACAUAAAAAAAUUCAAACUACUUUCUGGCCAAACAUGCUACUUGGUGAAACAUCCCAAGGUAGAAUCAGAUAACUGUACUGUGAGAAACACACAUCACUGAUGAACUGCCCAUGAAUUAAGGAUACAAUCAUAUAAAAACAAAUACAGUACACUAAGAUGCUGAAAUAUGACCAUUACAAGCCCUUGACUCGCUGCAUAUCACAGUAGGACCACACAAAAAAAAAUCUUGAUGCACCCAGCUUCUAAAACAUGCAUCUCCAACUGAGCCACCGAAUUAAGCCAGCUUUUGGAGAGGUGUGCACCUUCCAUUUCACUGCAUUGAAACCAUCAGGAAAACAUAGUUCAACAGCAUGAUCUUGGGAGAAGCAGGAAUUUUGGUUCAAGCUGAUUGGAUUGUAGAUCUAGAGUUAAUCGGAACAAACAUUUCAUUUGCCAUCUCGAAGAGAGAGGAAAGUAACGUCAAUGGGAGAAGAUAUAUUGAUCUCACCUCAAGAACAGCCAUCAUGUUCCAGAUUUCUGCUAAGCAUUCACUUUGCACAUGUUGGAAUA
Messenger RNA from Mauremys reevesii (Reeves's turtle), 7996 nucleotides. RefSeq names its product solute carrier family 4 member 11 (gene SLC4A11). Bases 353 to 3052 code for a protein of 899 amino acids. The transcript is spliced from 21 exons. The record is from RefSeq and is a predicted model, not a curated record. Gene Ontology annotation, cellular component: basolateral plasma membrane; plasma membrane. Lineage: Eukaryota; Metazoa; Chordata; Testudines; Geoemydidae. Gene Ontology annotation, molecular function: solute:inorganic anion antiporter activity. Gene Ontology annotation, biological process: transmembrane transport; monoatomic ion homeostasis; monoatomic anion transport.